This is a messenger RNA of Misgurnus anguillicaudatus (oriental weatherfish), 1262 nucleotides long. It is a transcript of the gene ppp1r35, whose product is annotated as protein phosphatase 1, regulatory subunit 35. Gene Ontology annotation, molecular function: phosphatase binding. NCBI's taxonomy places the organism in Eukaryota, Metazoa, Chordata, Actinopteri, Cypriniformes, Cobitidae. Gene Ontology annotation, cellular component: centriole. The record is from RefSeq and is a predicted model, not a curated record. Gene Ontology annotation, biological process: positive regulation of centriole elongation; positive regulation of cilium assembly; negative regulation of phosphatase activity.
GCUGCAGCUUGACCAAACAGAAAGUCGACAUUUAACCACUUUUUUUUUGUGAUUAUGUACAUUUAUUGCGCUGCGUUCAUGUUCAAAACUCGGAUCGCAAAUAAGUAAAUAAAAUAUUUUCCUUUUUACCUCCAUCCAAAAAUCUAACAGUUUGAACAGCGUUCCCCGAUUCCACCACAAGCUUUCGCUGCGCACGCGCGAUGACGUCACCUCCUACCCGGAAAAGUUUCUGUGCGCGGCACCAGUGGAGGGAGUUUAAAAUUUAUUUUCGGAUCUAUUUAACGUUUAUUUUCUCGCUUAUUUUAAACUUUUAUCUUUUUGCGUUUAUACUAUCUAUGAGGAUCUGAAGUGAAGGAGUGAUGUCACUAUCAGGAGAACCUUGUGUUCAGAUUCCUCCAGAACCAUUACCAGUAACUCCAGUCCAGACCACAGAACUGAUCUGUCCUGAUCUGGACCUGUCUGUCUCUCUCACCCCAGAGCGACCUGCAGACAGACGCCAUCGACAGGUGCGUUUUAAUGUGAAUCCCCAGCGCGAGUCUGAUCCGGUGGUCCUCGCGGUGAUCCCAGAACCCAGAAACACCCAAUCAGCAGCUGGAAAACCUCAAAACAAAGAGAAGAACGGUAAUGAAGCUGGCACGGGGCGAAGUCGUCUAAUGGGUGGAGAGUCUGUAACAUGUGAUGGACAGCUGAUGGAGGGGGUGGAGCUAAACACAACCCUGGCACUGAGGGCGGGGCUUCAUGAAAUGGAGGAGCUGGUGUUUGAUCGCGAGAAAGCGGUUAAAGAGAAAUUACAAAGCUCCACCCUCAUAAAGAAUCACAUCAGCACCAGAGCAACAGAAGGAUUAAACUUUCCUCGCUCUCAGCACCUGUACCGGGCUUUAGUCAGCGUCAGCCUAUCACACGAGCAGCUCGUCAACCAGGCACUACGGGAUAGGCCGGCGCUGGCCCCGCCCACCAGCUCCCAGACCAAUAAGUUCUCUUCACAGCCACUAGAGGCGCCAGAUCUACUGCCGUUUUACAGUGCUGACAAGAUGCUCAGAGAGACCCCACUGUUGCCAGGCGACCACAUCUCUUUACCCCACCCACAUCCUACCCCGAGACCCACCAACACCACCUUUCACCUACAUCAUCUGCACAAACUCUGGGAAUCAUGAACUUACAUUUGCAGAAGAUGAGGUGGAAUUGGUUUGUGUGUCGUCUUGUAAGGUUUAGUGUGUAUUUAUGUGUUAUUUCAUAUUAAUAAAUCUUUGAGAUAACCCAUA